Molecule: messenger RNA, 2013 nt
Organism: Lottia gigantea (owl limpet)
Lineage: Eukaryota; Metazoa; Mollusca; Gastropoda; Lottiidae
Exons: 12
Coding region: 1-2013 (670 amino acids)
Molecular function (GO): protein binding
Source: RefSeq, a predicted model, not a curated record
AUGUUUAUUUUGAAAUUAUUGUUUUCUUGGCUGAUAAUCAUUGAAAUUAAGUGCAAUGAAGAUUAUGUUGCAUCUAAGCUGAAAUCAGAGGAAUCUCAAAUAGCAAGUUGCCGCUACCUGCUACAGACAUUGUGGCAUACAGAAAUCAGUCACACUCCAUUUUCAUCUGCACCUCUAAUAGCUGAUGUGGAUGCAGACGGAGAAUUAGAUAUUGUUGUCUCCCCAUUUAGUGAGGUUUUCAAUGUGGUAAGGGGAGAAACUGGUCGAACAUUAGUUGGAGAGAAGUUUCGAUGGCCAGUUCAGAAUUUAAAUGAUUCCGUUCAUUCUAGUCCAAUACAGUUUGAUUAUAAUGGAGAUGGUGUCCUUGACCUUAUCUUCACAACGACCUCAGGUCAGGUUGUAAUAUAUCAACAUGAUACGAAGCCGAUAGGCCAUUUUCAGAUACCUCCAGUAUUAGUUUUACAUAAAUGGUAUGAACAGUUGAUGAUAGUACCCUAUUCUGAUUUAAAACGUUUCAUUCCAGAUCACAUUUCACCUAAUGAGAUAGGUGAUUAUAUACCAGUUGAUAGUCAUGUAUACUCUACACCAGUUUUAGCUGAUUUAAACAAUGAUGGUCGCGUUGAAGAAUUAGUCAUACCGGUUACAUAUUUAUUUGAUUCUGAAGAUUACAGAGAUUCUGAUAGAUUAAAAGAUAUUAGUAAUCCUGAUUUAGAGGACUAUCUUAUUGCUGGUAUAGUUGUUUUAAAUCUUACCAAGUUAGACAUCAUCUGGACAGCUUAUCUUGGUCUUUCACAGAUAUCUUCUGCAGCACCAACAUAUAACUUAUUUACUCCUACAGUAAUUGACCUUGAUGGAGAGUCAAGUGACCUUGAGAUUAUUGUGGGAACAUCCUCUGGUGAAGUUCAUGUCUUGACUUCUCAAGGUCAACAACGUAAAGGAUUUCCCUAUGAUGGGAAUCCUCUACAUGGACAGAUUACAGUAGCUGAUGUCAACAAUGAUAGAAUUUUAGAGCUGAUCACCAUAGAUACCAAUGGUAAUGUUAAAUGUCUGACACCAGAUGGCAGUGUAAUCUGGGAAUCAGAAACUGGCGGUACAUCAUCUCCUGGAAGUCGUAUAGCAGAUCUGAAUCAAGAUGAUCAGCCUGAUAUUAUAAUACCAACAAAUACAGGUGACAUAUACGUAUUAAAUGGAACAGAUGGAAGUAUAUUACCAGGCUGGCCUGUUAGAUUCCACUCCAGGAUAACAGCUAAUGUAUUACUGAUGAAGUUUACUCCUAGAGGACCUCCUGACUUGGUAUUUACAACUGAAGAUGGCAGUUUACACAUUCUAGCUGGUGAUCAACGCUGUAAAGUUCAUAUUCCCGUCGGUGAAACCUCAUUGGUUGAAGUCUUGUCACAUGACCUGGUGAUUAUGUCAGAAGGGGUGGAGCUAUUAGUAGCGACGAGGGAUGGAUCUCUGAUUUGUCUAGGAUCAGGACUAGAAACUCCUCCUGAAGCCUGGAUUGGUGAAACAAUGGUGAAGAGGAAUCAGCUGAUUUCUUGGCCUUCAGCAACUAAAUCUAUAAAUGAUUUCAGUUUUAUUCCUAAAAAGCCUGUGAUAUAUAUACCCUAUCAUAUAAGAUAUGUUAAAGAAAUAACAGGGAAUACUUUCUGGACUGAGUUUGAAAUAAUGGAUGAUUCCAUCACUAGAAAGUCAACUGAUAAAUAUUAUGUUAAGAUAUAUUAUGGUAGUAAUUUAUUGUUAUCCAGAAUUUAUGAUAAACCUGGUGUUUAUAAAGAAAAAUUACACGUCUGGGCUCACCCUGGUAGAGGUCAUGUGACUAUUAGAAUGACCAAUCAUUAUGGUCAAGUUUUUACAGAUUCUUUUGCAAUUAGAUUUAACAAACUGAUUCUUCAAGAUUUACAAUGGCUGUUGCUAUCUCCCUUUGUUGCCAUGGUGAUAAUAUUAUUAGUUAAUCAUGGUUUUCCUGCUAAAGAUCUACUUCCAGUUACAUUCCAGUCUAAAACAAACUGA